Mycotypha africana is the source of this 1494-nucleotide messenger RNA. RefSeq lists its product as uncharacterized. The record is from RefSeq and is a predicted model, not a curated record. The coding region runs from base 1 to 1494 and encodes 497 amino acids. NCBI's taxonomy places the organism in Eukaryota, Fungi, Mucoromycota, Mucoromycetes, Mucorales, Mycotyphaceae. The transcript has 4 exons.
AUGGUGAUGGAAUGCCCCUCUUGUGAUGCCAAUAGAAAGCAAUCACUUGGAAAAAAUAAUUUAGUGACGUGUGGAUACUGCCAUAAUACUUAUCUAUACAGUGAAAAGGCGUCAAAACAUGAUGUUGCGGAUCAAGACUUUUCCGAUUCGAGCUUUGACUCUGAUGAAUAUAUACCCUCACCUACUUAUUCAAACGACGAGGAUGAUGCUGUUGAUGCUGCUGCUGCUGCUGCUGCUGCUGCUGAAGCUAAUGUUAACGACGACAACGACAACGAUGAGGACGAGGACAUGCUGUGGACAAAAGGAACCGAGAGGAAGACUGCUGCAAGAUCUGCUGACCGAGAUAUAACAUCUCCUUCCGACAUGGAGUCAUUAAGCAAUGAAAAUGAAAAACAAGUGUCGAAGAAAGCAUCUGACAAGUCUUCUGAUUCACCUGUAGAGUUCAAAUUGGACUUUGGUGACGAGGACGCUGGAGACGUCUAUGAGCUUGAUAGUGAUGACUCCUUGGACCAACAAAUUGCAGCUAUUCUGUCCAGGAAACAAAAGCGGUCAAAAAUAUUCAGUGACGAUUCUGAUGACGAUACACAUAUAGCACGUUCACAAAAAGGAGCUAAAGGGAAAGAACGUGAGAGCAAGCCAUGGUUGAGAGAUGAACAACUACCGAAAAUUUUUAGACAAACCGAAUCUAGAAAAACAAGCAGCUCCCCAGCACCUUCUUCUUCUUCUUCUUUUGCCAAAAAUCCUAGAAAGAAAGAAUAUGAGUUAUCUUUCUCCGAAGAUGAUUCGGAUGAAGUUUCUCAAUCGCCCAGCAGAACAUCUAGACCGUCAAAAAAAGCAGUAAAAGCAACACGGUCAAAAAAACGAAGCAGACAUCAUAGUAGUGGUAGCGAGUUUAGUGCGAGUGAUAGUGAAUUAGAAACUGAAAAAGUGACACUAUACGACCCAAAGGAGCCUUCACAACAUACAAUACGUUCAAAAGACUCUACUCAGGGAGAGAGACCAUUCAACAGAUACAGCCCCUUUAUUGUGUUUAAUAAAAUCUUUAGAAAACAACUGGCAAAGCAAUUUCCACAUAUUGGCAACCUCGAACUCAGUGCAAAAGUAGCAGAAGCGUGGAGGAAUAUGGACAAAGAAGAGAAAGAAAAGUUUCUGCAAGAGCAAAAAGAGAAGCGGGAAAGUCUAAAAGGCAUCACUAAUAAGGCGAAUUUCAAGGUUCCAGCAGGAAAUGGAUGGCUAUUAUACUCCAAAGAACAGUUACCAAAAGUUAAAAAGGCCUAUCCUGAUGCGAAGAAUAUCAAUAGCCUGAGUGCUGUCAUUGGACAGAGAUGGAAAGAACUAUCAAAGGAGGAAAGAGACGUAUACCACGCACAAGCAAAGAAAGAACGUGAGGAAUGGAUCAAAGAGCAUCCUGAGGAGUUCGCACAACAUCAAGAAAGAAUGAUUCAUAGAAUCAAAGCGACGAAAGCCGCAAGGAAGAAAGCAAAGAAUAAAUAA